CACUCCUCUCUCCCCCCGGACUGCUUUCUCCGUGGAGGACUCGCGAGGAGUGCACUCAUCUCAUCUGGCGCCGGGGUCGACGGCGGUGGAGCGGAAUGAUGGCGGGUUUCUUGGUGGAGACCCCCAUUUUUUUUUUCUUGUCCUUGUCGCGUUGGCCACCUUUCCACCACCGUGAUGUGAUCAUUGGCCUCCGGGCCAGGGCAAGUGCGCGCGCGUCCCCGUCGCGGCGCCCGCGGUCUUGCCAUCCCGGCGACUUCUCUCCUCCCCUUGCGGCGGUGGGAGCUUCGGAAGCGUCGCUUUUUCCCCCUUCUUGGUGGUGGGAGAGAGGGAGAUAUCAGAUACCUGGACCAGUGGCGGGCUUCCAAGUCCAGCAUCCAACUGACAUUAUCUUCUUCCUCCUAAACCCUCAUCUUUAUAAGGUCAAACAAAAAAUUCCCCUUUGUCCAAAUGGAUUUUAGGGCGCGUCGCCAUCCCCAUCCUCUCUCUGAUUACCCGGCCAAUCGCCAUGCUCAGGUCAGGCUGAUCUCCUAUUCUUAAUUUGAGAUCAGUCAAGGUGUCUGUCCCCCUGGGGUUCAGCGGCACGACGUGCAUUUCUUGUUUCCAUUGGAUGGAAACUGCUUCUCACUGGCUGAGGGGGACAGUUGUGCCGGCGUGAUUGGAUCAUCGGAACUCGCUGGAUCGGUGCGGGCUCUCCGCUCGACAAGGACCGCCAUGCGCCCACCAGGUGUUCGACCGAAUGCCUACGAGACUUUUGGCGGUGGCUAUGCACACUAUGGGUGUGCUAGCCUACACUUCUGUGUUCCCCUGCCCAUUUUGUCUGCCAACUAGCCCAUUCUUCGGGUGGGGGUGUAGCCUUUAUGUCACCAGUAGAAUGUUUUCAAGAACUUAAUUCAGAUCCUCAAGAGGGAAAAAAUAUACUAAAUCCUAAUAAGGGCUUGGUUAACGGAUGCCUCACCAACUUAACUUUUAGAUUAACAGGGAUUUAUUUACCUGAGCUUAAGUGCUCUAAGGCUUUAUAAGCUGGAUCCCUUUACACUAGCAUCUUCAUCGUAACGCGUAAAGGUAACCGGCUCCACUUGGUCUUCCUUAAUUAUCUGAUCCUGGAAAGCCCUAAAGGUAGCCCAAUUUGUUGGUGACAGCAGAAACGAUCAUCGUCUAGAUUUUCCUACGAUGCUGCUUGCGAGGUAGUGCGUGCUUGUUAACUUGUUAUCUGGGAAUUCAACAACCUAUUCAGCUUCCUAGUUGUCUAGUGUUAGUUCUAAGGGCACUGUAUUUUUCUAUGCUACUGAUUGCAACCUACAUGCUACAGUCGCCUCAUGCAUGCUUUGAUCAUUGUCUUCCUUUUCUGCGUCUUGAUUUCUUGUGUUUGCGCGUGAUCGUUCUCAUUGCAUGAUGGCAAAAGCUAACCGUGCAGUUGCAGUGUUUCAUUGUGUGAAUGAGUUUACCUUGUGAAGGGCACCCAUAUAAUGAAAAACCCUCCAAAUUCGGUUAAAUUUUAGCUCAUGUUACAUUGUCAAGACAAUAGUCAAGUGAUUGAUUGCAAAGUAGUUGAAGUCUGUGCUUAACAUCUUCUGACAAGCUAAGCUCAGCUAUCUUCUGAACUCCAUUUCAAGAAUAAUCACUUUGGUGAAAUCUAAAUGAACUCUAGAAACUCUUGCAAAUAAAAAAGAUUUGUAUCUAAUUCUCAUGUUGCUCUGCACCUCUGUAAAAUUCUAUAGGAUUUUGCCAUCCCUAUAUGAUAUACAUAACUUGGUUUUAGUGCUGCAUGUAGUAAUAAAACAUAUUUUCUCUAAUUUGUUCAAAAGUUCCAUAACCAUUUAGUGUCUAAUUACUUUUAAGUACUUUUUGAAAGAAAAGCAGCUCAACUUCUUUCCCUUUUUACUCAAAAUGGUUUGCUUUCAACAUAUAGAAGAACUCGUAAUAUUCUCAGUCAAUUUUCCUCUCUGAUUGUGUGCAUAGAUUUUAAUAUAUCUGGCAUAAGGCUUUCAGAGUUAAAAUCUAGCAUUUAUAGGAAACCAAAUGUUGCCAAGGAUAUCCUCAACUUUACCACACAAAAAAAAAAUCCUCCGUGCAUAUCCAUUCUUUGUACUAUACAAAAUGCAUCUUGCAACAUCGUCCUUUAGGCCAGUUGAUAAGCCUGACUUUGGAAACUAGACGGCUUUGGUAGCUAUCUAUCUGUGCUGGCACAUCGACAGAUCCAAAGCAGUUCAAUUGAACAGCUUAGGAUGUAUGGACUUCUCAGCAUUUCCUAGGAAAACCUGGUUGUUCGGGCGCUUCCAGAUAUUCCAGGUGAUCGCUGUAGCUGCUGUGUGGCACCUGACAGAAGUUGGGGAAAUCUGUUUGAGAAAGUUCCCUUACUUUGCUUGCCUGAUGAAGGUUCAGGAGUUCAUGAAGGUAAACCCUAGUAUGCAACAGGCCAUGCGGCCGACUACAUAACAGGGAGAUGUACUUUAGUCAUUAUCAAUUCAUUCUCUGAGUAGUAGUAGCUCUCUUGUUCUGAUUUGUUCCCUCACCAGAAACCAGAGGAAGAUUACUAUUUAGCCGGCCAUAACUGCAACAAAUGUGCAAAGCUUAAACUGGUAGUACGCUGUGUAGCCAAUUAUUGAGGCAGCCCGGUGCACGUAGCUCCCGCUUGCGCAGGGCAUGGGUCCGACAACUUUGGGUACGCAGCCUUUCCCUACAUUUUUUGCAAGAGGCUGUUUCCAAGACUUGAACCCAUAACCUCAUGGUCACAAGGCAGCGAAUUAUUUAGGGGAGUCAUAAAAUGAGCAUUAAACACUAUUGUGUCGACAAUCAUUUGACUUGCCAAAUGUCAGGCAACCACUGGCAUGGCUGCAAAUCCAGUCCAUGUGUAGACCAUUCCUUAGGUUGCUGUAACUAAUGAUGUAAAUUUACAUAUGUCACUGCACUUUAAAGAUGGAAGAUUGACGGUCGGUGAAGCAUGCUGGAUUUUUUUUCCCGAAGUGGAGAAAUACGAUGAAUUCUCACGUCAAGGGGUGUGUUUGGACCAAUAACAGCUUAUACAAGGAUAUCUCCAUCUUCCCCGUAAACAGCCUGUCCAUCAACAGUUAAAAAGCUGCAUAUCAUCGAACAAGGUUCACAUUGUGUACUUGGGCCACAAUAACGAUCUUAGUCCUUCUCUGACCACACGGUUUCAUCUCCAACUUCUGUCAACUGUCUUUGCAGAGCCGGAGGAAGCAAGACAAGCUAUUCUCUACAGCUACAGCUAUGGUUUCUCUGGUUUUGCGGCAGUGCUCAAUUCAACGCAAGCCACCACAUUGUCGGAAACAGAAGCGGUCAUAUCAGUAUUCAGGAGCAGGAUGCUGCAGCUCCAUACAACAAGGAGCUGGGAUUUCAUGGGCCUCAGCCUGCAUUCGCAUAUGGAGCAACCAUCCUCCCAAAUGCAUUUGAAGUACGGAGACGACGUAAUUGUCGGUAUCCUCGACACCGGUGUGUGGCCUGAAUCCGAGAGCUUCAGAGAUGACCCCCACCUAGGCCCCGUGCCGUCGUCAUGGCGCGGCACGUGCGUCGGAGGCCAGCAGUUCGACCCGGCCACCGCGUGCAACCGCAAGCUCAUUGGUGCGCACUACUACCUCGCCGGCUUCGAGGCGGAGACCGGCCCGCUGAACACCAGCGGCGGCGCGGAGUACCGGUCGGCCCGGGACCGCGUGGGCCACGGCACGCACACGGCGUCCACGGCCGUGGGCGCCGUGUCCCCCAACGCGAGCUACUUCGGUGGGCUGGGCCACGGCGCGGCACGCGGGGGCGCCCCCAGGGCGCGGCUGGCGGUGUACAAGGUGUGCUGGUUCAAGGACCUGACGGGCCGGUGCAACGACGCCGACAUCCUGGCGGCGUUCGACGACGCGCUGCACGACGGCGUGCACGUCAUCUCGGCGUCCCUCGGGUCUCCGCCGCCGCUGUCGCCGCUGUUCGCGACGAGCACCGAGGUCGGGUCGUUCCACGCCAUGCAGCUCGGGGUGUCCACGGUGUUCUCGGCGGGCAACGACGGGCCCGACGCGGCCAUGGUGCAGAACGUGUCGCCGUGGGGUGUCACCGUCGCCGCCAGCACCAUCGACCGGAGGUUCCCGACGGUGAUCGCGCUCGGGAGCAAUGCCUCCUUCGUGGGAGAGGGCUUCAUUGUGAAGGACAUGAAAAUGCCUUUAGUAGAGAGCACUAGCGUCUUUGCCGAUGGGACGUGCUCCCUGGACCAGCUGGUGAACCGCACGGCGGCGUCUGGGAAGAUCGUCUUGUGCUUCUCCACGAUGGGGAUGGUGUCCGGCGAGGGCGCGGCGCUGGCGGUGUAUGCCGGCGGUGGCUCCGGCGUGAUCUUCGCGGACUCCAGCUCCCGGCGGUCCAACCAGGACAACUUCCUGCCCACCGUCCACGUCAACCUGCGCCAGGGCACCCAGAUCCUCAACUACAUCCAGAGCCGUUCAAGGCCACGGCCGACCGUGCACAUCUCGCCGAGCAGGACCGUCGUCGGCAAGACGCCGGCGCCGGCCAUCGCCUACUUCUCCUCCAGAGGGCCCAGCUCCAUUUCUCCAAACAUUCUCAAGCCUGACGUCACCGCACCCGGGGUGAACAUCCUGGCGGCGUGGCCGCCCAAGUCGUCGCCGACGAUGCUCCCUCUGGACAAGCGCUCCACGGAGUGGAACUUCGACACGGGCACGUCCAUGUCGUGCCCCCACGUCACCGGCAUCGUCGCCAUCCUCAGGUCCGUGCACCCGACCUGGUCACCGGCCGCAGUCAAGUCCGCCCUCAUGACCACGGCGUACGUGCACGACGACACGUCGGACGCCAUGCUGGCCGGUGGCACGCAGAAGGCCGCGGACGCCUUCGACACCGGCGCGGGGCACGUGGACCCGCUGCGGGCGCUGGACCCGGGGCUGGUGUACGACGCGGACGCGCGCGACCACGUGCGCUUCCUCUGCGGCCUCGGCUACACGGAGGCCCAGGUGCGGCAGAUGGUGCUCUCCUCCCCGGCGCUCGACACCAGCUGCGCCGGCGGCGCCAUUGGCGACGCCGACCUCAACUACCCGGCCAUCGUGCUCCCCGAGCUGCGGGCUGCGGCGACCGUGAAGCGGACGGUGACGAACGUGGGCCUCCAGAGGGAAACCGUGUACCACGCUACCGUCAUCAGCCCGCAGGGCGCGCACGUCGAGGUGUGGCCGCCGGCGCUGGCGUUCUCCUCGCGCUGCGCCAGGGCCGAGUACUACGUCACCGUCACGCCGGCGAAGCUCUCGCGCGGUCGGUACGACUUCGGCGAGAUCGUGUGGUCCGACGGCUACCACCGCGUCCGCACGCCGCUGGUCGUCAGGGUCACCAACCUGCCGGACGCCGGCGUCGGCGCUCAGCCCACGAAUCAGCACCGUGAUACUACUGAGUACUGACCCCCAGAAGCUACCUAGUUACGGUUAUCUACAACCUGGCGGUGCACGGCUUCCGGGCUUCAGAUCAGGGCUUCUCUUAGUGUGGAUUUGUGCAAUGUUUUCGAUUUCACUCGUUGGGACAACACAGUAGGUGUCAUUCGGUCAUGUUAAAGGAGCAUACAUUGUGGGUGCGACAAAUUUCAAAGUGAUACCAAGCAGCACAUGCAGGCUCAACGUUUGAUGAUUCAUUUCACCUUCAACUCUGGGAACAUUUGAGACGCCUUCUCCUGACCAGCUGGGCGAUGCUGGGCAGUGGAACAGAACCAGUUGCAUUUGCAGUCAUCUCUUCAGACCACUGGGUGG
This is a messenger RNA of Triticum dicoccoides, 5732 nucleotides long. RefSeq names its product subtilisin-like protease SBT3.18. The transcript is spliced from 10 exons. The record is from RefSeq and is a predicted model, not a curated record. Gene Ontology annotation, biological process: proteolysis. NCBI's taxonomy places the organism in Eukaryota, Viridiplantae, Streptophyta, Magnoliopsida, Poales, Poaceae. Gene Ontology annotation, molecular function: serine-type endopeptidase activity. The coding region runs from base 3321 to 5390 and encodes 689 amino acids.